AUGUUUCUGAAUAUUCCAUUGCUUGACGACAUCUUCAAGGGUCGUAAGAACAAUCGCAAGCAGCCGCUAGAAGAUUAUGUGGAUCGUUUGCACUACUAUGUGACAGUUUAUGUUCUUUGCAUUUUUGCGUUACUCGUCGGCGCGAAACAGCACUUUGGAAAUCCCAUCGAUUGCUUCAUAUCGGCUGAUUAUGACAAAGUCCGCACUUGGCAGGCCUACAUACUCGAUUACUGCUUCAUGCAAGGUACUUACCGUUACGAACUCGGUAUCAACAGGACGACCCCCUACCUGAAUGGUCGCGAUCCAGCAAACACAAAUUAUAUUUCCAUAAAAUAUUAUCAGUGGGUUCCGUUCUUUUUCGCCUUUCAAUUGUUGUGUUUCAUGGUGCCGGAUAUUUUCUGGAUCUAUGUGCAGUCAUAUCUAUAUAUUGAUAUGUCCAUGGUAGUAACGGAGUGUUCGGAGCUAAAUGCAGAAAAACGUUCGAGUAAUCGUUCUUCGAAGUUGAGCAAUAUCGCGGAUUACAUAUUCAGCUAUUUCUACUACAGGAAGAUCGCUCGUCGUGGCCUAAUCUCCUCAGUAUUCCGAAUGCCAGCUGUGGCGACCGUUUUCUAUGGAAUUACGAAGUUUCUUUACCUUAUGAAUGCCGUCCUGCAGCUUUAUCUCACUACCUACUUCCUUGGAUUCCCUGAUAACUGCUUGGUCUCCUUCAUGGUGCCGGGACGGUGUCUACUUGACCGUUCUGACACUAAAGCGGAUCGUUGCACUUGUCCGGAUUGGUACAACGGUGGACCAAAUAUGCCCACGAGCGUGUGGCGGCGUUGA
Molecule: messenger RNA, 822 nt
Organism: Ostertagia ostertagi
Lineage: Eukaryota; Metazoa; Nematoda; Chromadorea; Rhabditida; Trichostrongylidae
Source: the annotation of a GenBank genome assembly